Messenger RNA from Camelus dromedarius (Arabian camel), 3922 nucleotides. RefSeq names its product RAS guanyl releasing protein 1 (gene RASGRP1). The record is from RefSeq and is a predicted model, not a curated record. Lineage: Eukaryota; Metazoa; Chordata; Mammalia; Artiodactyla; Camelidae. The coding region runs from base 195 to 2588 and encodes 797 amino acids. Gene Ontology annotation, molecular function: calcium ion binding; guanyl-nucleotide exchange factor activity. Gene Ontology annotation, biological process: Ras protein signal transduction; positive regulation of GTPase activity. Gene Ontology annotation, cellular component: plasma membrane. The transcript has 17 exons.
GGAGGGCGAGGGGGCGCGCUCACACAAAGUUUGUGCCUGCGGGUGCGCCGCGGUCGGGCUCGCCCGGCUCGGAGAGCGGCAGGUGGGCGGCCCGGGGCGGAGGGGCGGCGGUGGCGGUAGUGGCGAUGCGCCGCACCCUACCGAGCCCGUCCCGCCGUACUAGGUGAGGCGGCUCCAGGAGCGCGGCCGUGGCCAUGGGCACCCUGGGCAAGGCGAGAGAGGCUCCGCGGAAACCUUCUCAUGGCUGCAGAGCUGCACCUAAAGCAAGACUAGAGGCGAAGCCAGUCGGCAGCCCCCUCCCGUCCCCUCCCAGCCCUGCCCAGAUCACCCAGUUCCGAAUGAUGGUGUCUCUGGGACAUUUAGCCAAAGGAGCCAGCCUGGACGACCUCAUCGACAGCUGUGUUCAAUCUUUCGAUGCAGAUGGAAACCUGUGUCGAAGCAACCAAUUGUUGCAAGUCAUGCUGACCAUGCACCGAAUUCUCAUUUCCUCUGCUGACCUGCUCCAAAAAGUUAUCACCCUAUAUAAGGAUGCCUUGGCAAAGAAUUCACCAGGGCUUUGCCUGAAGAUCUGCUAUUUUGUAAGGUAUUGGAUAACGGAAUUCUGGAUCAUGUUUAAAAUGGAUGCCAGCUUGGCAAACACUAUGGAGGAGUUCCAGGAACUGGUGAAAGCCAAUGGCGAGGAGCUGCACUGCCGCCUGAUCGACACAACUCAAAUCAAUGCCCGCGACUGGUCCAGGAAACUGACUCAAAGGAUAAAAUCAAACACCAGCAAGAAACGGAAAGUCUCCCUGCUGUUUGACCAUCUGGAACCAGAGGAGCUAUCCGAGCACCUUACCUACCUGGAGUUCAAGUCCUUCCGGAGGAUAUCGUUCUCCGAUUAUCAGAACUACCUUGUGAAUAGCUGCGUGAAGGAGAACCCCACCAUGGAGCGGUCCAUUGCCCUGUGUAACGGCGUCUCCCAGUGGGUGCAGCUGAUGGUUCUCAGCCGCCCCACCCCGCAGCUCAGGGCUCAAGUCUUCAUCAAGUUCAUCCAGGUGGCACAGAAGCUCCACCAACUACAGAACUUCAAUACGCUGAUGGCUGUGAUAGGAGGGCUGUGUCACAGCUCCAUCUCCAGGCUCAAGGAGACAAGUUCACAUGUCCCGCAUGAAAUCAAUAAGGUUCUGGGUGAGAUGACCGAGCUGCUGUCCUCCUGCAGAAACUACGACAACUACCGGCGUGCCUACGGGGAGUGCACCCACUUCAAGAUCCCCAUCCUGGGGGUGCACCUCAAGGACCUCAUCUCCCUGUACGAAGCCAUGCCUGACUAUCUGGAGGAGGGGAAGGUCAAUGUCCACAAGCUGCUGGCCCUUUACAAUCAUAUCAAUGAACUGGUCCAGCUGCAAGAGGUGGCCCCACCCUUGGAGGCCAACAAGGACUUGGUGCACCUGCUGACGUUAUCCCUAGAUCUCUACUACACUGAGGAUGAGAUCUACGAGCUUUCCUAUGCCCGGGAGCCCAGGAACCACAAAGCCCCCCCACUAACACCUUCAAAGCCACCAGUAGUAGUGGACUGGGCCUCUGGAGUAUCUCCCAAACCUGACCCAAAGACCAUAAGCAAACACGUCCAGAGGAUGGUGGACUCUGUCUUCAAGAACUAUGAUCAUGACCAGGAUGGAUACAUUUCUCAGGAAGAGUUUGAGAAGAUUGCUGCGAGUUUUCCAUUUUCCUUCUGUGUGAUGGACAAGGACAGGGAAGGCCUCAUCAGCAGAGACGAGAUCACGGCCUACUUCAUGAGGGCCAGCUCAAUCUGCUCCAAGCUGGGCCUGGGCUUCUCUCACAACUUCCAAGAGACCACCUACCUGAAGCCCACUUUCUGUGACAACUGCGCUGGAUUUCUCUGGGGAGUGAUCAAACAAGGAUAUCGGUGUAAAGACUGCGGGAUGAACUGCCACAAACAAUGCAAAGAUCUGGUUGUGUUUGAGUGCAAGAAGCGAGCCAAGAACUCAGCAGCUCCCACAGAGAACAGCACGUCUCUGGGGCCAACGUCCAGCCUUUGCUCGUUGGGAGUCAAAGAUCUGCUCCACGCACCCGAGGAAGGCGCGUUCACAUUCCCUAACGGGGAGGCAGUGGAACACAGUGAGGAGAGUAAGGAUCGGACCAUCAUGCUCAUGGGAGUGUCCUCACAGAAGAUUUCUGUGCGGCUGAGGAGGACUGUCGCACACAAGGCCACCCAGACCGAAUCACCGUCUUGGCUUGGCGGCGAGGGUCCUUCUGGUCACUUCGUGUUGUCUUCCCCAAGGAAGACAGCCCAGGACACACUGUAUGUGCUGCCCAGCCCUACAUCUCCAUGUCCCAGCCCAGUCCUGGUCAGAAAGCGGGCUUUCGUCAAGUGGGAGAAUAAAGAAUCCCUCAUAAAAUCAAAGGAGGAGCUCCAUCACCUCAGACUCCCGACCUACCAAGAGCUGGAACAGGAAAUAAAUACCCUGAAAGCAGAUAAUAACGCUUUAAAGAUCCAACUGAAAUAUGCACAGAAGAAGAUAGAAACCCUCCAGCUUGCAAGAAGCAAUCAUGUCUUGGCUCAGAUGGAACAGGGUGACUGUUCUUAGCUCCGAAGCCCAAGCAGCACAACCUGUAGAUGAGGACACCGGAGAUCUCAUUUCCUAAACCUGUUAGCACAGAGACCAAGGGGACCUUAGAUUGGCUUUAAAAAGGGUACUUUUAAAGAAGAAAGGUGGUUACUCAUUUUUUUACCUUAAAGAUUCCUCCUGUGCGGUAUUGUUUUCUCUUCCAAUCAGCUGAAUUAAAGGGGAGGAAACCUGAAGAAUGCAGAAUUUUUGCCAUUCAUACCACAAACUUUUUCCCCCCUAGGACUAGUAUCAAAAGCAUGAUAAAAACAUGACUAUAGUUUUCUGACUGGGAAGCGUCUUUUAUGUGGCCUGCCUGGCUGCUGCUUCCUUAGAACUAAAAUCCCUGGAAAAUGAAUUUCCUUCCUUCCUUCCUAUGUUUUUUGUGAACUUGGCAUUUACUUUGUUCCAUCCAAAGCUUGCUUAUAAUGGAAAAAUACCCACACUCCAAAAGUAGAACUGCUUCCUGUAUAUUUCAGCAUUCUUUACAAAUCUGGUUCCCACUUCUACCUCAGAUCUAAACAGUAUGCCUUUUCUCCUCCUCCCUCACUACGUUCAUGCACACGAGGACAUCUAACUAGAGGUGAACUUCUAGAGAUGUAGCCACAAAUUUGGGGGGGGGGGUGAUAAACAUCAUCCAAUUAAAACUCAUAGUUUUAGUCUCACAGUCAUAAACUAAGUAACCAAAUUAAAUAGCUAGAAACGUGGCUAUUACUAUCUCAUACAUGACUAGCUAAUUAGCUAAAAAAUAAAAGGAAUGCAAACAUUUGUCCCUUUGAUGUGCAAGUGGACAGAAUUAAGAAUUUAUGGCUUUUUUAAAAAGUUUAACUCUCACAUACCAUCCUUGUCUUUUUUGAAGUAACUAUUUUUGAACUGAAUUUGUGCUACUGUACUGUCUUCACUAUUAAUACUAUUUAGAAAUAAGCUAAUUGGAUCAGUCUUCAAUAAUAGCUGACAGUGUACAUAUGUAUAUAUUAUGUAUAUACAAUAUCAGACAUGCAUGUGGCUUGGAAUUGUUUCCUCCUUCCUAAGUGUGGAAGCAAAUUAAAGCGGCUUUUGGUCACAUACACAAAUUUGCAAAGUUCAGUAAUGGUACAAGAUGAAGAAAUUGCUCACAAUGUAAAUUGUAUUGUUUGGCAAACUCACAACUAUGAGUUUUCUAUUAAUGAAGGUUAAUGAUAAGUGGGCUUUUUAAUUAUCUGGGCAAGUAUUUACAAACUUCCUUGUCAGAUUCUUUUUCUCUUUAAAAAAAAAAAAAAAAAUCCAUAUGAUCAUUUUCUUUUCAGGGGAACUUACCUUCCAAGCUUGAAAACCCU